Molecule: messenger RNA, 1941 nt
Organism: Medicago truncatula (barrel medic)
Lineage: Eukaryota; Viridiplantae; Streptophyta; Magnoliopsida; Fabales; Fabaceae
Product: myb family transcription factor EFM
Exons: 4
Coding region: 217-1521 (434 amino acids)
Biological process (GO): regulation of DNA-templated transcription
Molecular function (GO): DNA binding; DNA-binding transcription factor activity
Source: RefSeq, a predicted model, not a curated record
UCCUCCUUGAGUUCAUAAACCAACAUACCUUCCCUUUUAUAUAUCUCUCUCUGUCUCUCUCUCCCUCUCCCCCACAAGAACUACAAAGCAAUAAGCCAAACACUCUCUUUUGCUCUUGUUUCUUCCUACAUACAAACCACCUUCUUUUCUAUUUUGUCAUAUGAACAUAUCUAUAUCUUAAAAAACAGUGCUUAUAAUUUAUUUUUUUAACAAAGAAUGGCUUCAUCAUCUGAACUAGGCUUGGAUUGCAAGCCACAUAGCUACUCCAUGUUACUGAAAUCAUUUGGAGAACAAAGUGAUCAAAGCUACAAACUCGAAGAAUUUGUUUCUCGCUUAGAAGAAGAACGUCUCAAAAUCGAUGCUUUCAAACGUGAGCUUCCUCUCUGCAUGCAACUUCUCACAAACGCAAUGGAAGCAUCGAAGCAGCAACUUCAAGCGUUUAGAUCGAAUCAAGGAGCAAAACCAAUUCUAGAAGAGUUCAUACCAGUGAAGCAAUUAACAUCAUCAGAAACAUUGGAAAAGACAACAAAUAAUAAUGUAUGUGAUAUGGCAAAUUGGAUGACAAGUGCACAAUUAUGGAGCCAAACAAGUGAAUUAGGAACAAAACAACAACAAAAUUCAACAAAAGAAAAUAAUGAUAACAAUAACAAUAUUGGAUUUAACAUUAGUCCUAAACAUAGAAAUGGUGGAGCUUUUCUCCCAUUCUCAAAAGAAAGAAAUAACUCAUCUUGUCAAGGUCAGGGUCUUCCUGAACUAGCACUAGCUUCUACUCAAAAAGAAGAGGAUAAGAAACAUGUUGGAGAAGCAGAAAAAGGGAAAACAAAUUCAGGGAAUGAAGUUGAUAAUCAAGGAAAAGGAAGUCCAGUAGCAUCAUCACAAACUCAGACAACAAGCAAUAAUUCAAACCAAACUCAUAGGAAAGCAAGAAGGUGUUGGUCACCAGACUUGCACCGUAGAUUUGUUAAUGCUCUUCAAAUGCUUGGUGGAUCUCAAGUGGCAACACCAAAACAGAUAAGGGAGUUGAUGAAGGUUGAUGGUUUGACCAAUGAUGAAGUUAAAAGCCAUCUGCAGAAAUAUAGGCUUCACACAAGAAGACCAAGUCCAAGUGCACAAAAUGGUGCACCAGCAGCACAGUUAGUGGUUUUAGGAGGAAUAUGGGUCCCACCAGAAUAUGCAACUGCAGCUCAUGCAGGAGGAACACCUACUCUCUAUGGUGGUCAUCCUACUUCUCAUCAUCUCACUCUGCCACAUUACUGCACUGCACCAGGCCAAGAUCAGUACUACACUACUGCACCGCCACCGCAGCAGCUACUUCCGCCGCCUCAUCACAUGCACCAUGUCUACAAGACCACGCCACACGGACAAGGUUCACCGGAGACAUGUGGAGACGGGUUGGAUAGUAUCGAAAAUGGGAAGACAUCGGAGAGUAGUAGCUGGAAAGAGGGGAGUUCUGAGGAUGAAGGGGAAAGGAAAGGGUUUGUUGAAGAGAGCAAUGGGAGUGAAAUCACUCUCAAAUUUUAAUUAGGCCUUAAUAAUAAUAGUUAUCAUUAUUUAAUUUUAAGAAAUUAGAAUAUAGAGGAUUUUGUUUUCCAAUCCUAUGCAUCUUGGUUUGUUAGACUAUUCAUCAUUCAAGAAAAAAAAUGAUAUGAUAAUUAAUUAAAUAAAAUGAAAGCUAUGCAGAACUAAAUAUCCUUAGUUAGUUUUGGAUGAAUUUUAUGUAGCAGGUAAAUAGGGCAUAUUGCAUGCAGUUUUUAGUGGGUUAAAAAGGACAGAAAAGUGAGGAUUUGUUUUGUUUUGAUUUUGUACUGUUCUGUUAUGUACUACUACAACGGUCCACAGAGGGAAGAAUCAGAUUCUGACUCUUCGGGUUUUCUGGUUUUAUCAGCUAGACAUAUAUGCCCUUUAAUUCUAUCAAUAAUAACAAUCUUAGCAACAACAGAA